Molecule: messenger RNA, 921 nt
Organism: Capronia coronata CBS 617.96
Lineage: Eukaryota; Fungi; Ascomycota; Eurotiomycetes; Chaetothyriales; Herpotrichiellaceae
Exons: 1
Coding region: 1-921 (306 amino acids)
Source: RefSeq, a predicted model, not a curated record
AUGCCGACCCCGACGCCGCGAGCAAUCAAGUUCGCCUUCCUGGCGCGCGAGCAGUCUGAAGGCGUAGGCGCCAAGGUGCGCCGGUCAGUCGGGACGGCGAAACUGCGCAACUUCACGCCCUUCCUGAUGCUGGACCACUUCAACGUCGACCCGAGCGCGGGCUUCCCGGACCACCCGCACCGCGGGCAAGAGACGAUCACAUACAUGCUCCAGGGGGCCAGCGACCACGAAGACUUCGCGGGCAACAAGGGCACGAUCUACGCGGGCGACCUGCAGUUCAUGACGGCCGGGCGAGGCAUCAUGCACGCCGAAAUGCCCGUCCAGGACGGAAAGAACAUCGUCGGCCUGCAGCUCUGGGUCGAUCUCCCGGAGGAUCUGAAGGACUGUGAGCCGCGGUACCGCGACCUGCGGGCGGCCGAGAUCCCCACCGCCACGACCGACGACGGCAAAGUCACCGUCAAGGUCAUCUCCGGCCGCAGCCUGGGCGUCGAUUCGCUCAAGGACCUCGCCUACACCCCCGUCUGGAUCCUCGAGUUCGUCAUCCAACCGGGCGGCUCCGUCACCCAGGAACUGCCCCAGGGAUGGAACGCGUUUGCGUAUACCCUGGAAGGAGUGGUUUCCUUCACCAACGGCACCGACAAACCCGCCCAGGCCGUUCCGCCCUACCACAAUGUCGUCUUUGAGCAGGAGGGCGACCUCGUCUGCGCCUCCGUCGAAGAAGACGCCAAGGAACCCGCCAGGUUCUUCGUCAUUGCCGGCCAGCCGUUGGACCAGGAAGUCGUCCAGUACGGUCCCUUUGUCACCACCAGUCGCGAGAAGGUCUACCAGGCUUUGGUCGACUUCCAGACCGCCAGUAAUGGCUUUGAAAGGGCCAAGAACUGGGAGAGUACGAUUGGGAAAAGGAUUGGGCGGGUCAACUGA